Messenger RNA from Cynara cardunculus var. scolymus (artichoke), 1131 nucleotides. RefSeq names its product probable phospholipid hydroperoxide glutathione peroxidase. Lineage: Eukaryota; Viridiplantae; Streptophyta; Magnoliopsida; Asterales; Asteraceae. Bases 158 to 889 code for a protein of 243 amino acids. The transcript is spliced from 6 exons. Gene Ontology annotation, molecular function: glutathione peroxidase activity. The record is from RefSeq and is a predicted model, not a curated record. Gene Ontology annotation, biological process: response to oxidative stress.
GGAGGUCUUGUUCCUGUUCAUACAGAUUUGUGCAAACCAUUUUAAAGCAUUUCUUCCAAAUUCCCUUCUUCUAAACCCCAAAACCAUCUUCUUUUUUUUUUCACUCAAAAUCAAUCCUUUUCUCCACUUUUGAUUUUCUUGAACCAUAUAAUCAACAAUGGCAUCCAUCCCUUGCUCUUCGAAUCUCACUUCUCCACUUUCUGAUUUUUCUAAAUCCAACCGAAACCACCAACCUUCUUGUCUCUCGCUUUCUUCUUGUUCUGCAACUACUUCUGUCAAAUCCCUUUUAGGGUCAUCAAAUUCGAUGUUUUUUCAACAUGGGUUUGCUCUAAAAGCUGGAAUUGUUUCUGGGUUUUCGUCCAUCUCUCGAUCUCAAUUUGGGGUUUUUGCUACAGCUGCUACAGGAAAGAGUAUUUAUGAUUUUACUGUAAAGGAUAUUGACCGAAAGGAUGUUCCUCUCUCCCAAUACAAGGGAAAGGUUCUACUAAUCGUCAAUGUUGCAUCGCAAUGUGGUUUGACGACAUCGAACUAUUCGGAGCUCUCUCAAAUCUAUAACAAGUACAAAGACCAAGGGCUCGAAAUCCUUGCAUUCCCCUGCAAUCAGUUUGGGUUCCAAGAACCUGGUUCAAAUGCUCAGAUUAAAGAAUUUGCUUGUUCAAGGUUCAAAGCUGAAUUUCCAAUUUUUGACAAGGUUGAUGUGAAUGGCCCAUUCACAGCCCCGGUUUAUCAGUAUCUCAAGUCGACUAGCGGAGGAUUAUUGGGUGAUUUGGUGAAGUGGAAUUUUGAGAAGUUUCUAGUAGAUAAAAGCGGAAAGGUCGUCGAAAGAUACCUUCCUACUACUUCCCCUAACGAGAUCGAGAAGGACAUACGGAAGCUUGUUGCAGUAUAGAACGAUUACAUACCUAAAAUCCGAGAGACUACAUGGUAUUUAUGAUUUUGUACCGUUUCGCUUACAUUCAUCAUCACACGGUUCGUCCCUUUAGUUCUUGUGACCAAAAGCAAAUAGCAUGUAUAGCCGGGAACCGUGGAUUCGUGUAACUAUCUAAAUAAUAUAUAGUUAUGGUACUCAUUGUUUGAAUGACAUAUUUUUAAAGUGUCGUAUAAAAAAGCUAAUAAGACGAUUAAUUGUCA